AUGGACGCAUCAAUCCAAAUAACUCUGCCACCAGUAUCGGCUCUCUCCUCCUCAGCUCUUUCAUUUCUCAACAGUGAACAAGAUCUCAGCCAAGCACGAAGCUUUUUCAACGAGCUUCAGUCUCAGUGUUUCGAAUUGGAGCAAACCCUAAUCGACCUCAAUUCCAGACUCCAUUCCACUUUUCUCUCUUACGCUUCCUCCUCCGAUGGAAUUCUUCUCCUUUUCCAUGAUGCCUCUUCCAAGUUGACCGAUCUAUAUGGACAACGAAGGAAAGAGGAGAUAUUGGGCGAGGACCUACCCGCGCUGGCCAAGGAGGUGGCUAGAGUCGAAAUGGUUCGGGCCUAUGCCGGCUUGUAUGUAUUUGUUGCACAAUUUGAGGAUGGGUUGUUUUCUGUGGUAAAUCUCUGA
Molecule: messenger RNA, 408 nt
Organism: Dovyalis caffra
Lineage: Eukaryota; Viridiplantae; Streptophyta; Magnoliopsida; Malpighiales; Salicaceae
Source: the annotation of a GenBank genome assembly